Messenger RNA from Lemur catta (Ring-tailed lemur), 1136 nucleotides. It is a transcript of the gene FSBP, whose product is annotated as fibrinogen silencer binding protein. Lineage: Eukaryota; Metazoa; Chordata; Mammalia; Primates; Lemuridae. The coding region runs from base 47 to 946 and encodes 299 amino acids. The transcript has 2 exons. The record is from RefSeq and is a predicted model, not a curated record.
GCUGCUUGGUGGUUUCUGAAACUGCCUACUUAAUUUGAAAAGAACAAUGGUAGGAAAGGCUAGAUCUUCCAAUUUUACCUUAUCUGAAAAGCUUGAUUUGCUAAAGCUUGUGAAGCCAUAUGUGAAAAUUCUCGAAGAACACACUAAUAAACAUUCAGUAAUAGUGGAAAAGAAUAGGUGUUGGGAUAUCAUAGCAGUUAACUAUAAUGCAAUUGGAGUAGACCGUCCUUCUCGAACAGCGCAGGGCCUACGCACCCUUUACAAAAGGCUCAAAGAAUAUGCCAAACAGGAGCUAUUGCAGCAAAAAGAGACCCAAUCAGAUUUUAAAAGCAAUAUUUCUGAGCCAACCAAGAAAGUUAUGGAGAUGAUACCCCAGAUUUCCAGUUUUUGCCUGGUAAGAGACAGGAACCACAUAAAAAGUGCAAACUUGGAUGAGGAGGCACAGGCUGGUACCAGUUCACUACAGGUAAUGUUGGAUCACCAUCCUGUUGCUAUUACAGUGGAGGUGAAGCAAGAAGAAGACAUUAAACCACCUCCUCCACUGGUUUUAAAUUCUCAACAGAGUGAUAUUUUAGAGCAAAGAGAAGAACAUGAAUUAGUACAUGUUAUGGAAAGAUCCUUGUCGCCUUCGCUUUCCUCUGUUGAUAUGAGAAUGACAUCGUCUCCAUCUUCUAUUCCAAGGAGAGAUGAUUUUUAUCGCCAUGAGAAUGGAGAACACUUUAGGUCACUGUUAGGUUAUGAUCCUCAGAUCCUGCAAAUGUUGAAAGAGGAGCAUCAGAUAAUUUUAGAAAAUCAAAAAAACUUUGGAUUGUAUGUUCAGGAGAAGAGGGAUGGAUUGAAAAGAAGGCAGCAGCUAGAGGAAGAGCUACUAAGAGCAAAAAUUGAAGUGGAGAAGCUGAAAGCAAUUUGCUUACGGCAUGAUCUACCUGAAUAUAAUAGUCUGUAAGAUUUUUUUUCAGUCUUACAAUUUGAUAAUUUUAAUUUUGGCCAAAUUUCUUCAAUUUUGGAAUAUCCUGAAGCAAAAUACAUAUUCUUGAAAAAUGUUAUUAAUCUCUAUAAUGGAAAGGCAUUUUAAACAUGAUUUUCUAAUUAUUUAAUUUUCUUUUGAGACAUUAAAAUUUACGGAUCAGUUGGCA